This is a messenger RNA of Phlebotomus papatasi, 762 nucleotides long. RefSeq names its product L-seryl-tRNA(Sec) kinase (gene Pstk). The transcript has a single exon. Lineage: Eukaryota; Metazoa; Arthropoda; Insecta; Diptera; Psychodidae. Bases 1 to 762 code for a protein of 253 amino acids. The record is from RefSeq and is a predicted model, not a curated record. Gene Ontology annotation, molecular function: kinase activity; tRNA binding.
AUGCCUCUUUGUUUGUGUCUUUUCGCCGGAAUUCCAGCUUCCGGGAAGACGUCAACAGCCAGGAGGAUUUCCAGCAUGUCCCGUGAUCUAUCAGUCCAUCACCUCAGCUAUGAUGACUUUGUGAAGCCCGGGACAUGCUACAAGACUUUUAGGAUGGAAAUGUUGUGGAGAAUAGAGGAGUUUAUUGAGAAAUUCCAGAAGCUGGAGUAUCCGAGUGUUUUGAUUGUCGACGACAUUAUGACGUACAGCAGCAUGAGGAAGGAAGUGUACAGCCUGGCUAGGAAGCACAAAACUGGGUACUUUCAGGUGUAUUUCAGAAUUUCCCAGGAAAAAGCCCUGGAGAGGAACAGGAGCCGUCCGAAUGCGGUUCCGGAUGCCACAAUUGCUAACCUUUCUUUAAAAAUCGAGCCUCCUUCGCAAGAUACCAACUUGGAGACACUCACCAUCGAGGAAAAUCAAAGCCUGGACUUCAAUGAGUUCAGAGAAAAAGUACUUUACCAUCUGGCCAAUCCGGAAGAGCCUCCAGAGCCGCCGAAGGAAAAAGAGAAAGUUGAACCAUCUAAAUUGCAUAAAAUCGACCUGAUUCUUCGGCAGGAAAUCUCCAGGAGGAUCAGAGAAGCUCCAGAUCGAGAAACCAUUAAAAGACUAUCAGAAACCCUAAACAGCAGAAGGAAGAAUAUUUUAAAGGGCUUCCGGGAAUCUUCCCGGAUCCCCGAAAGCGUAGAUGAAGUGAGAAACCUCCUGUACAAAGAAUUCCUUUGA